AUGGCAAAACUCCUCACAGCUUUGGGCAUUCUGCUCACUUUGCACAUCGCCUCAUCCAAUAAACUGGUGUGCCACAUGACCAACUGGGCCCAGUACAGGCCCAGUAUUGCCAAAUUUACAGCUGACAACAUCGACCCCUUCCUGUGCACACACGUCAUCUACGCUCUGUCCACCAUCAACAGCUUCAACCAGAUCACCCCCAUCGAGUGGAAUGAUGAGCAGCAGUUCAUCAGGCUCAACAACUUGAAGAAUGCUAAUCCUGCACUGAAGACUCUGCUGUCUGUUGGAGGCACAACCAAUGGAAUCAGCCCAUUCAUCGCCAUGGUUGCCAGGCCUGAGAGUCGUGCGAGCUUCAUCAAGUCGGCAAUCAGCUACCUGCGCACCCAUAACUUUGAUGGGCUGAACUUGGCCUGGGAAUAUCCUGGACACAAUGGCAGCCCAUCAAAUGACAAGGAGAGGUUCACCCUGCUGGUCACGGAGAUGUCCAAGGCCUUUGAGGACGAUGCCAGGGACAACAGGAAGACUCAGCUGCUGCUGUCAGCCAACGUUGCCAGUUUAGUUCCCACCAUCAUCAGAGCCUAUGAGGUCGAAAAGAUUGCAGUUCACCUUGACUUCAUCAAUGUCAUGACCUAUGACUUCCAUGGACACUGGGAGACAGCCACUGGACACAACAGCCCACUGUACCAGAGCUCUGAGGACUCUGGCUCACACAUUCAUCAUAAUAUAAACUCUUCAGUAUCCUACUGGCUUGCUCUGAAAGCACCAGCUGAGAAGCUGCUCCUGGGUUUCCCCACCUAUGGAAGAACUUACCACCUCAGCACCGCUGCUACGGCCCUGGGAGCCCCAGCUAAUGGCCCCGCAGUAGCCGGACCCUACACUCGCACAGCUGGCUUUUGGUCCUACUAUGAGAUCUGUGACAUCACCACCAGUGCUACUGAUGAAUGGAUCCCUGAACAGGAGGUUCCAUAUUCCCACUUUGGAAGUUCCUGGGUGGGCUAUGACAACAUGCGCAGCUAUUCUUCCAAGGUCCAGUGGAUGACUGCCAACAACCUGGGAGGUGCUCAUGUGUGGACUCUGGACAUGGAUGACUUUAGUGGAUCCUUCUGCUCAGCUGGAGCUUAUCCUCUUAUCAACCACCUCAGGAUGUCGAUGGGCUUCCCCCCAAAGCCUACCACCACACCAGCCCCCACCACCACCAGAGACCCCAUUGCAGAAUUCUGCCGUGGCCGCCCCGAUGGCCUGUAUGAGAACCUCGCUGAUAAGACCACCUACUUCCAGUGCUUCCAGGGAAACACCUACCUGCACCGCUGCCAGCCUGGCCUCAUCUACUGGGACUCCUGCAAAUGCUGCAACUGGCCCUGAGCCACAGACUGAAAAUACACACCAAGUCCAUGAACAGGGUGUGAGCUUGUGAUUGUGAUUCACUUGUUGCUGGGUUACAACAGGAACCCAAAGUAAAUCAAUGAGAAAA
This is a messenger RNA of Centropristis striata (black sea bass), 1471 nucleotides long. It is a transcript of the gene chia.1, whose product is annotated as chitinase, acidic.1. Gene Ontology annotation, cellular component: extracellular region. The record is from RefSeq and is a predicted model, not a curated record. The transcript has 11 exons. Gene Ontology annotation, biological process: chitin catabolic process; carbohydrate metabolic process. NCBI's taxonomy places the organism in Eukaryota, Metazoa, Chordata, Actinopteri, Perciformes, Serranidae. Bases 1 to 1362 code for a protein of 453 amino acids. Gene Ontology annotation, molecular function: chitin binding; chitinase activity.